Messenger RNA from Paraglomus occultum, 2781 nucleotides. The record is from the annotation of a GenBank genome assembly. NCBI's taxonomy places the organism in Eukaryota, Fungi, Glomeromycota, Glomeromycetes, Paraglomerales, Paraglomeraceae.
AUGAAAACUCUACGCUCUAGACCUAGAGUACCAUCGUUGUUUCGCACCGUAGCCAUAGUCCUUUUCCUGGCUUUUGUUCUUUCUAUAUUUCAUUUUGCUAACAUACGUUCCGGUCACUCACCGCGUCCUAAUCCUAAACCAGACCCGGAACCGGAACUGCCGACUGAAAAUAAUUUCACAAAUGAAGACGUUGAAGGCCUGACUUCUCGCAUAAGAGUUCUCGUUCCGAAAGGUGGUCAUACGUUCCAACAACUAAAGCAACUAGAAUCGACCUGGAAACCCAAGACGAAUGCCACCGCCCCACUAACCGUAAUAAUCCUCUAUGUGAGUGAGCACGGCCUCGAACGUCAGCUUAGAUCCAUCGCUGAACAGUCCGCUAGACCAAGGGCAGUAUGGAUUAUAACUCCCGAUAACGCGGCCAAAGCUGCUGCAAACAGAGUUGUAAGAGGGUUGGGCAAUGACCCAGUAAUUGUACAUACUACAGAAGACGAUCAUCUCGGGCCAUUCGCUUGGCUUAAAUUGGCUCAACAUGUGACGACUGAACAUAUAGUGCUACUAGAUAACGGCGUGGUCCCUGGUUUGAAUUAUUUUGCCAACAUGCUUCGUGUUGCAAACGUACCAGUUUACAGUGGCGCUGUCAUUGGCUCAAUGGGCACUGUUAUUAGCAAAGAACAGAAUUUACGCUUGACCUGUUUCUUUGAUCAUACGCAUGGAGAUCGUCCUAACCACGACGGAGGCACGGACUCUAUUCUUCCAGAAAAAUCUCGACCGGUUGACAUGAUUAAUCACGUCUGGUUCCUUAGGAAACAGUGGAUAUCGUUAUUACUCAAAGAGAAUAGGCCGGACGCUUACAAACUGCCCUUGAGCUUCUUUAUAAGUUUCGCACUCAAAUAUCAGGCAAACAUCCCCUCUUUUGUAAUACCCACCGCUCUAACCGAUGCCAACUCAUGGGGGGAUGUAAGACAUGGUCCCAUACAGGGUGCUACUUGUGGUAUAUUAAAACGUGAAUUAGCAACCAAUGUUGUGUGGAAAAAGUAUCUGGAUCGUGGAUAUCCAUUAGUUACGCAACAGAAAAUCUGGAAUCAGGUGACAACAAGAGUAGCAACAUUUGCAAUUGACGGUAUUCGCCAAGCCAGAGCUCUUGUCCCGCUAAUAUGUAAAAUGUCACGCGUAAGAGAAACUGACACUCACGUAGUUGUGACGGGCAUAGGUCGUGGACUAGAUAGAGGCGAGAUGAAGAAAUUAAUCGAUAAGCAUUCAUCUUUGUGUAGUAGUAUCAACAUUUACGAUCUAGACGUUCUUGAUGGACCCCACUUUGGACUGCCAGUUGAAGAUAUUGUUAAUAUUGUUACUCAGAUCGAACAUGGACUUACUCGCAUUAUGCAGUAUACUAAGCCGCAAGUUAUUAUUUAUAUCAAAGAAGAAGAAGAAGAUAGCUAUGGUACACAAGGGUUCGCAGAAGCAGCAAGUAAAUUUGCAGAGUCUGCUGGAAUUAUAGCGAUUCCAUCUACGCACAUACCUCAUGUUAUGUGGAUACCGGAUCUGCCGAUAAGGGCUCUCAAACAAUGGAAUACACCCCAAGUGCAAGUGCAUAUAAUAACUCAAAAACGCGUAGAAUCUCUCAAACGCCUAAUGAAGUCCGUCGCGACCGCUUAUUACCUGGGCGAUAAAGUAUCGCUUACCAUAAAUAUGGAUAGAUCUGCAGAUCAACCAACCAUUGAAUAUUCCCGAGCAUUUAAGUGGCUACAUGGAGAGAAACAUGUUCAUUUCCGUGUUGUCCAAGGAGGUCUUCUUCCGGCAGUAGCCGAAGCUUAUUAUCCAGCGCAUGACGAAGAUUAUGGUGUAGUUCUCGAAGAUGACGUGGAGCUUUCUCCCUUUUGGUACGUCUGGACGAAAUAUACUAUACUCAAAUAUCGUCAUGCAACAGCCAGAGAAGUAACACAGAGAAUGUUUGGUGUGAGCUUUUACGGACAAAAGGCGAUGGAACUUCCCCUGCCCGGCCGAAUAUAUUUCUCCCCAGACCAAGCGCUUGAGGGAUAUCCAUUCCCGAGCCGAACUCCGUAUUUAUGUCAGGUACCCUGUAGUUGGGGGGCAGUUUAUUUCCCCGAGAUAUGGCGGGAAUUCCAUGACUAUCUUCUCGUUCGUAUAGAAGAUUGGAAUACGCUUAAAUUCCAGAAUGUGACUAUUCCGUGGAGCAGAUCUAACAAAUGGCGAGCAUCGUGGAAGAAAUUCUUGAUUGAAUUGACGUAUCUGCGUGGAUAUGUUAUGUUGUAUCCUAAUUUCGAAGAGUUUGCCAGUUUCUCCAACAAUCAUGCCGAGAUUGGAGAGCAUAUGCAUCUCAAACCUGGGAAAGUAUAUAAUGUAACCAUAUUCCAAGUACCUCUUAUGCAAAACGACGUUAUUCUUCAGCAAUUGCCAAAGGGCAGCCUACCUUCGUAUAAAGAAUUGCCGAUAUUGGAUCUGUGGGGAAAUGUUACUUCCUCAGAUGAGAUCAUAGAAAGAGGAAACGCAUUACAUGCGAACAUUUCACUUUGUUCUAUUCCCGACGAAUUAACGUAUGAUCCUCAAGAUCUGUUGUGUAUUGACGAGGAUGAGAAAGCUCGUGUUAUUGAGGAGGCGAGAAUUCAAGCUAAGAAAGAAGCAAGGAUGUACAGGAAGUUUAAGGCCGAACUUCUUGCAAAAGCAAGCGCAACUGUUAAACAUGAACCAUCACCAACAACGACUUCUGAGCAGAGCACGAAUACCGUUAUUCUCGAGGAUGUUGAUGUUGAUGUUGAUUAA